GCCAGAGCUGGAGAUGAAGAGAGGGAGGUGACAUCUGUGAGGAUGUUGCCCUGCAUGAAGGAGGAGUUUGGUGCAACCCAGGUCAUUUGUAUCAGAGGAUUUACUGACAGGAGGUGCCAGGGUGAACAUUUUAUUGACCUCAUUUACCAGCCUCUGAAUUAAGCUCUUAGGUGGCACGUAGAAAAGCCUACAGACAAUGUAGAUUAAGGAAAUGCAGGAGCCUGUUCUUAUGGUGAAUGAACCUAGCUUCGUUUAGAAAUGUGCCUGUGCAGAAAAACAUCUGUGUUGGAGCUGUGUCUGUAGUUGUAAAGUAUUUUAAAAACGUUUUGAUAGAAAGCGUCAUUUGAUUUUCCUUUUCCUUUCCAGUUUUUUGAAUGGGUAGACUCUGAUUUACUUAAAGUCUGUGCUGCUUGACCCUUGCUCAGACAAGCAAUCCAGUGGAUUUUGUAUUUAUUUUUUUUAUAUACAAGAAUUUCCAGCAGUUGCCUUUGGGAAAAAGUUUGGGGUUUUUUUCUUUAUUUAAGCUUACUGAAGAGAUCUCUGUGUUCAAUUACCUAAAUUAUUGGUGCUUUAUAGUGCAGUGCCUGCAAUCAUGUGGAAUACCUGUAUAUACACAGAAGGUAUAGGCAGGUAAAUCCUCUUGGGUUUUGCUCUUGUGUGCACUAAGCAGCUCAGCUUCAGGCACUGAUUCCCUUCUGCUUUUCCACCUCUGGGGCUGAAGCAUGGGGUGUGCAACUCUAAAGAUCCCAGCAGGUCAGGAAACUAAAUUGCUGUGAGGAGCUGGUGUUUAUGUACGUGGGGAAUGAGGGAGACUGAACAUAACCUCUUGGAAGGAUGAAAAGAAAUGUCAUUUUGAAGGUUCAGCAUAAUUCAGCACAUGUCCUUGUAGACAUAGGAAUAAAUGUUACAUGCAUUUGGAGUGAUCCCUGUGUCAGGCCUUAGAGGUCAUUUUGCCCAGCCUCCUCCUGCCUCAGACAGAAAAUUUCCCUGUCCUCAGUUGUAGCUGCAAAGGAGACGUGCUGCAAACUUUUCUCAAUGACUCUCUAGCCAACUGAUGUAACAAUGGUACUAAUAUUGGGACGCAGACUGAAUAGAGAGGAGAGUGGGAUACGAGAUUCCCCUGCAACCAAGAGGAAAGUCUUUGAAAUGGACCCAAAGUCAUUGACAGGCCCCGAGUUCUUCGACUUCUCCUCAGGAUCAUCCCAUGCUGAAAGCAUUCUGCAGAUCUUCAAUGAAUUCCGAGACAGCAGGUUGUUCACCGAUGUCAUCAUCUGUGUGGAAGGGAGGGAGUUCCCCUGCCAUCGAGCGGUGCUCUCAGCCUGCAGUAGCUACUUUAGAGCCAUGUUUUGUAACGACCACAGGGAAAGCAGAGAGAUGUUGGUGGAGAUCAAUGGCAUUUUUGCUGAAGCCAUGGAUUGCUUUCUACAGUACGUAUAUACUGGCAAGGUGAAAAUCACCACAGAGAACGUGCAGUACCUGUUUGAAACAUCGAGCCUCUUCCAGAUCAGCGUCCUACGUGAUGCCUGUGCCAAGUUCCUGGAGGAGCAGCUGGAUCCUUGUAAUUGCCUGGGAAUCCAGCGCUUUGCUGACACGCACUCGCUGAAGACCCUCUUCACGAAGUGCAGGAAUUUUGCCUUGCAGACGUUUGAGGAUGUGUCCCAGCACGAAGAAUUCCUUGAGCUGGGGAAGGACGAGCUCAUUGAUUACAUCUGCAGUGAUGAGCUGGUGAUCAGUAAGGAAGAGAUGGUGUUUGAAGCCGUCAUGCGCUGGGUGUACCGCGCAGUGGAUCUGCGGAGGCCGGUGCUGCAUGAGCUCCUGACACACGUCAGGCUCCCCUUGCUGCACCCAAACUACUUUGUUCAGACUGUGGAAGUGGACCAGCUGAUCCAGAACUCCCCAGAGUGCUAUCAGCUGCUGCAUGAAGCCAGGAGAUACCAUAUCCUUGGGAAUGAGAUGAUGUCUCCUAGAACUAGGCCACGCAGAUCAACUGGUUAUUCUGAGGUGAUAGUUGUUGUUGGAGGCUGUGAACGAGUUGGAGGGUUUAAUUUGCCAUAUACUGAGUGCUAUGAUCCUGUCACAGGAGAGUGGAAAUCCCUGGCUAAACUUCCUGAGUUUACCAAGUCUGAGUAUGCAGUGUGUGCCCUGCGGAAUGAUAUUCUUGUUUCAGGUGGAAGAAUCAAUAGCCGGGAUGUUUGGAUUUAUAACUCUCAGCUGAAUAUCUGGAUCAGAGUGGCCUCCUUAAAUAAAGGCAGAUGGCGCCAUAAAAUGGCUGUUCUUCUUGGUAAAGUGUAUGUUGUUGGGGGGUACGAUGGGCAGAACCGCCUCAGCAGUGUCGAGUGUUACGAUUCGUUUUCCAACCGAUGGACAGAGGUGGCUCCCCUUAAAGAAGCUGUGAGUUCUCCAGCAGUCACCAGCUGUGUUGGCAAAUUGUUUGUCAUUGGUGGUGGCCCUGAUGACAACACGUGUUCUGACAAGGUUCAGUCUUACGAUCCCGAUACCAACUCCUGGUUGCUCCGUGCAACCAUCCCCAUUGCAAAGAGAUGUAUCACAGCUGUGUCUCUGAACAACCUCAUCUAUGUUGCUGGUGGGCUCACAAAAGCAAUAUACUGCUAUGAUCCAGCUGAGGACUACUGGAUGCAUGUACAGAACACAUUUAGCAGACAGGAGAAUUGUGGCAUGUCUGUGUGUAAUGGCAAGAUCUAUAUCCUUGGUGGAAGAAGAGAAAAUGGUGAAGCCACAGACACUAUCCUCUGCUAUGACCCUGCCACGGGCAUUAUCACAGGAGUAGCAGCCAUGCCCAGGCCAGUAUCCUAUCAUGGCUGUGUGACCAUUCAUAGAUAUAAUGAAAAAGGCUUUAAACUGUAGUCUUUGCCUUGAAAAAACAGAAGAUGGCAUGACUGAAUCCAGUGGUCUGCUGCAAGACAGGCUUUUUAAAGAUUCCUGAAGUGGGAAAAUGCUCUUUCCUUACCAAAGUGUCAUAUGAAAAUUUUAUCCUGUGCCUUUAAAGGGUUAAUUUAACUUACAAAACAAGUCUACAAAUCUAUCCAGUAACCAGAGUUCAGUUAUAUCUGCUGUGGGCUCUGGUGUGAGAGCAGUAAUUGUACAUUUUACCAAUGUUCAGAAAGUUUGCCCUGUGUGUGGUUGGCAGUGAAAACCUUGGAAGCUUUUUGGGGAAAGUGCCUUCACAAGCAUAUGUGCCUGUCCCCUAAGAAGUGAUAUCUGCAAGAUGUUUAAGGUUCUGCUAACUGGAAGAAUAUAUAAUUAAGUAAAUUCCAAAGAGUCAUCUAUGAUAAUUGCCUACAAAUUAAAAAAGCUUAUAUAUUUCAUAUGCACAGCAUUCUUAUAAGCAGAUUAGUGGCUUAACCAAGUAGAUCAUGUACCAUUUGGAAUUACAACGAACAAAAGCCAAGCAAACAACACAAGCUACAUAGAACAAGUAUUGAAAUCUUUGAGGAGUACUUUUUUGAUGGAGAAACUGUUUAAUGAGCUACUGCAGCACCCUGCAGUAACAAUGCUGUGCCUUAGCACUAUGGACCUUAAAAUGUGUUGCUAAAUGUUCAUCAGAUGUACAAGGCCACGUGAUAUGGAGAAGUAGUGACCACUGGGGUGUAGGCACACAUCUAUGAAGCAAAUCCUGAAUCCCAGUUCUUCUUGAAUAGUAUAGCUGAAGUCUGAAACUCACUGGGUUUUCUCCUUGCUCACUGCAAAAUAUCUUUAUACUACUCAAGGAAUAAAGGAUGAAGAACUUGGGAUUCUUCCAAUUUUCUGUAUCACACUAUAUAUAAAUUACCUGAUAACAGAGGCAGGGACUCAGGUUGUACCCUAUGGCAUAUAAAUUGAUCUUUUGGAUAUCUCAUCUGCAAACAUGGUAGAGUACCUGCUAAGUGUUUCUUGUCCUGUCUUCAGACAAUCACUUGCUGUAGCACAGUUAAACUGCUGUAUAAGCUGCUUGGCCACAGAUAAAGAAGUUCUGGAAAGGUCCCUCCUGUCACCAGGAACAUAUCUGUGGACCUGUCCACAUAGCCAUAUGAGGUAACUCUCACAUAACAUGUUCUGGAUAAUUUUGAAGCCUAGGAAGUGCUUCUAUUUUGACCUUUAUUAUUAUUAUGAUUAUUACUAUUUUAGUAAAGGUAUUUUUUCAAGUCCUCCCUAGAUUUCUGUACUAGGUCUCUAUCUCUACAGUACCACAGUUAUAUAGUUGAGGCACAAGUUCAUAAAAACUGACAUAGCACUUGAGAUUUAGAAAAUGAAUAGGAUUUUUUGUGUGCCAAUUUCCUGUUAAUCACCAAAAACCUUAGGAACUGCCUUUCAAAGGAAUUCUGAGGACAGCAGCCAGUAGGGAAGUUGGUCAGUGCCAGGGCAGAAAAAAAACUUGAGGCUUCUGCACAGACAACCUUGGCCUUGGGGUUCCGACCUCCCUGCUUGCUCAGGAGGGUGAGAACAAGCACCAUCUCUGGAAUGUCAUUGGUUCCACUGGACUCUCUUCAUCUCUUUUCCCAGAAUAUUUGUUGAUGAGAUGGAAAUUCUGACCCUCAGUGAAGCUGUGCCAAACUGGGAGUCAUCAUUUUCAUUAACAUCUGGUCAUGGCUUUUGAAGAGCACCAGCAGCUGCACCUUGUGGUGCAUUCACUGUAACCUCAGGAAGGGACACAAAUUUCACUUUCUGGCUGAAUACCAAACACUGCUUCGUGUAUCUUAAAAAUACUGUUAAAAUAACAAUUCUCUGUAUAUCAGUGGUGUCAUUAGGAACUAAGUCCCUGAGCCUGUACCUUCACAUUGCCCUAAAAAGAAAGUCCCUUGGUAAUGCAACACAAAUGAAUCAGAUAAAUCGAUCCUUUUCUAAGUUUCUUGUGUUUCUCCUCACCAUUUGUUACUUUGAAAAGGUAAUUUCAGUACCUGUGAAUUAGGUCUGCUGAUAGCAAUGGUUUUUGCCCAGUAACUGAUACUGUAUAUUAAGUGUUUAUAGCUUAUACCAUUAUUGUAAAAGAAAAUGUACAAAAUUGUAGCAGCACUCCAUUAGAGAUGCAAUUUGAAAAAUCUUCUCCUUUCCUUUGAUUUCCAUCUUGUUUGUAUUAAGACUUGUAAUGUUGACUGUCAUGCCAAACUGUUCCUAAACAUUUUUUAUUCUGCACCUGUAGGUGCAGGACAAUGUCAUUUAUGUAUAGGUAUCUUUUAAUCCGUGUUUGUAAUACUGUUCUACUCUGUAAAUAACAAGAUACUGCUUUUUAUGGUUUUGAAGAUUUUAUUUUACAGUUGUCUUUUAUUACCAAUUUAUGUACUAUUAAUGUUACCUAUUAUUUUGAAAAUGACAGUGUUUAAUGAACCAGUAAAUGCUGAAAUGUAGAUGCAGAAGAAAACUUCUGCUUACAGUUCUUGAGAACCUGUAUUCAGUGCUGAACAGUUACACAGGUGGAGCAUUUUUAAAAUGGCAGUUAUUAAUGCAAUUAUUUCCUUAAAUCAAUCACUGAUUACUUUCUAAAAUAUUUUUGUGUGCUUGUUAACUCUAAAUAAUUUGCACUUGUGGCCUACUUUGGUAGAACUAGAAAAAUAACAAUUCAACUUCGGUUUAUCGAAAAACUUACCAUUUUUCCAUAAGGUUGCAUUAAUAUGGAAGUUGUAUUCCUGAGCCACCUGUUCCCCAAUGCAUUUCACUGAGGUAUAUAUGAAUCCAGAGAUUUAAAUUCUUAUUGCCCUGCUUAUCCAGCUGCUUGAAGUUCAUGGGCUUGAGCAGAACGUUGGACUUUUUUGUCUCAGCUAGGAGAGAAAAUAGAAAAUAUUUCCAUCAUAAAUGGUACUAGGGGUGGUAGCUCUGCACAACAAUGUCCCUUCACUCUAACCAUACAGGGGAAGAAGGCUCAAGUAUCUCCAAAGUCACACCUAAAAAAAUACAUUUUAAGAGUUUUCUAGUAUUUCACUCCACUAAACAGAUAAUUGCAUUUUAAGCUUUUCACUCCUAAAAGAAAUGAGACUGAAUGUUUUCCUUCUCCAUUUGGGUGUUUACUUCAUGAGCUACAUCCUUCUUUUCUGCUAAGAAAAUUGUGACCUUAAUUUGAAAGAAAUUUGCUUCCUUGGAGCCUGGCUUCCAGAAGGUUCUGAAUAGAACUUGUGGUGCAGCCUGUAGCCUUCCCCUUCUAGAUGCACAACGCAUUCCCUCAUUUUACCACCAUCAAGCAGGUGACAUGGCCUGGUAGUCACUUAGUCUUACCUGAGGCUGCCUUCUUAGUGAUGCUGAAAUAGGCAGAGUUUCUGGCACCUCUUUCAUUUGUAUCAUCAGAUGAUUAAUUUCAAGCCAUGUGCCUGGUAUGCAUUUUGAGGUUCUGGCACUGUGCUUUCCACCAAGGAUUGAGAGUUGUACUGCUGUUUUUUUUAUUAUUACUGUUAAUUGGCACUGAUGCAGUUCUCAUCGAAGGCUGCUUUUGUUUCAGCUCUCUGAAGCACAGGUAUCUUUAUGCAGAUUAUGUUGAUAUAUACCCUUUAUCAUAGAUCGCUUGAGCUUCCUAAAUAGUAUUUUUAAGACCGUAAAUUUUUGAGAGAAGCUGACACUGUAGGAAGAGGAGGUGCCCACCUUGACAGAGGUUUGGAAGAAGCUUUGAGCACCUGCUUUCUGGUUGCCUGUGCUUGAGAGCAAGGCCACUGCUUGACUGCUCCUCCUCCUUCAAAAUAGUUGAGUUUACCACAUUACCUUGGAUAAUUACUCAAUUUGUCCUGCUUUUGUUUUAUUUGAGCAGCAAAGACAAAACAAGCAGCACUCCCACUCCCUGUAACUUCAAGUUUCCCUUCUGCCCCAGGCUUGGUGGUGUAGUGGAACAGUCACCCUCAGCAGGCAGGCAGAGCUAUCAACUUAGUCCAGCUCCAGAAACAAGAGAAACUCCUGGAGAGGGUGAGGGACAGCAGAAGGAAGCACAGGAUGUUUAGUGUUGGUGAAUUUGGUUGGGCUUGCUGAAGCCCAAGACAUUCUGGAUGCUCCUAAGUUUGGAGCUCCAACUGCUGACACUCAGGUGAUGAAUAUAUUUCACAUUUGUCAACUCACUGCACUUUGAGGGAUAAGGAUGAAUAUAUUGUCAUAGUCUUACAGUGCUCAGGAAAACCAAAGGUUCAUUUUUCCUUAUUGCCUACCUAGGCAAGUAUGGAUGUUUUUAUUUCCUACCACUGAAGAUGGCAAAAGCCAGUUCAAGACCAUUAAGAUACUCAGAAUUCUGACUUGAUUACUCUAGGCAGAAUGAAUGUUUUCAUCUGAAUGCAGUCUUAUACACACAAGAAAGUAGAGAUGAAAUGGUUCAUUGUGCCUUGUUAAAAAAAUCUGAGCAACCUAUACUCAGAAAAUCACAUCUGUCUACAGAUCAGUCUACAAGAUAGAUGAGAUUUUUAAGCAGAAAUUUGCUGUCUGGUUGGGGGCCAAGCAGUGAUUUGUCUAUCACAAAAGUUUCCUCAGUGUUGAAUGACUUCAGGUGGCAUUAAUAAAAAUGGAUGUCACUGCCAAUUUAUCAUGAUUGUGUCAAUGCUGUGAAAAUUGCCAAAAAACAGCAAGCAGCCUCCUGCCAACCCCAAACCAGAUUUGUGAAUCAGCUGUUCUCUGCAUGCUGGCCCUGUGUCAGCUGUCUUCCAUAACUGAUGUUACUUGUAACUUAAUGUUACUCAAAUAUAUGGCCCUGAAAACAUUACAGCCCCAGAGCACUAUUUGCAGGAACAUUUCUUUUUCCUGUGGUAGUUCUCCAGUCUGUGCCUGUGUCUUUAUGUGGGCAAGUCCAUGAGUGUGAGUGAUUCUGUGAUCAUUUUCUGAUUGUGCUGUUGCAAGUAAUGCACAGAAAAGCCCCUGGGUGCAGCAUGUUGAUGAUGUAAUUAUGGCUUUGUAUUACUAGAUCCAAAGAAAAUAAUGUGCUUAAAUUUUGAAAAUACUUGUGCCUUGAAUUCACCUAUAUUUUUAUCUGUUGUGAAAAAGAGCUUGGAUUACUUCUACAAGCUUGUUAUCUCUGUUAAGAUUGAUCUUACUGUCCAGGCUGUGGAUGUCCUUGUAAGAGAAGUAAGUCUUGCCACUCAUUAACUAGAAUAAUGAAACCUCUUGUUUAGAAUAUGCCUAGAAUGCUUCCAGUAUUACAAUUCUAUGGCAGAGUUAAUCUAGGGAAAUCAGUAUUUGUUUUUUCCUAUUUUCUGUUUCCAUCUCUCUGCAGCGCCAAAGGCUUUGAGUUUUAGCCUUUGACUUCCUGCCCUAAACAUUUACAGUUUCUUCUUUUAGCCUCUGUGAUACUUCUGAAUGCUUGGACUUGUCAUUUAUGAACCUCUUCUUCAAUAUAUUGAAUAUGAAGCAGUAAUGCAGCGCAGCAUCGCAAUAAGCAAAUCAAGAGACUUGAAUGUAUUGUAUUUUUACUAAUUUCAUGUGUUAAUGCUGGACCUAUGAGUUAUUCUCCUUUUGGUGUACCUGUAGCAAUUGGGAGUCAGAUUAAUAGAAGCUGCUUUGCCAUGGAAAGGGAGUUUACCUCCUGGACUGUUUUUCAUAUGAUAUUUUAUCUCCACCUGAAAUAAUGUUACAAUUUUCCCUUUUUUUGCUGAGGAAAACAGCAGUUCAUAGCAUAUUCCUUGCCAGUUUCUUUUAUUUACUGAAACAUAAAGGGUGUAGUUCCAUGAGGAGCUGAUCUUUUCAUCAAGAACAACCUGGUGCAGCACAAGUGAUGUUUGAACAGAAGUGCAGACCACUUACUGUGUGCCAGAGUCAGUGUAACAUUAUCUCACAUAUAACAUUAAGGUCUUCAGAUAGUGCUGACAGUAGAAAAAUGAUUUUGUAAUGUAGCACAAUUGCAAUAACACCUGUUAUAUUUAAAUAUAUUUCUUGCAUAAUUCUUUGAAAGUUUUUUAAAGUUCAGUGUACCGAAUAAACAUUUGCCUUUUGACUA
Molecule: messenger RNA, 8887 nt
Organism: Calypte anna (Anna's hummingbird)
Lineage: Eukaryota; Metazoa; Chordata; Aves; Apodiformes; Trochilidae
Gene: KLHL24
Product: kelch like family member 24
Exons: 7
Coding region: 1063-2865 (600 amino acids)
Molecular function (GO): protein binding
Source: RefSeq, a predicted model, not a curated record